CAUCUUGCCCAAAAAACACCCCAAAUCUCUCUCAUUCAUUCAAAAACCCUAAACAAGAACUUCCCUUUUCAUCUCACCAUAAAAACUUCACUUCACUUCAAUUCAAGUCAAGAAAACCUCCAAUUCAAUUCAAUACAAACAAACUUCUAUACAUAUACUGAUAUAAAUACAUAUAUACUGAUAUAUAUACUUACAUAAAAACCUUCACUUGAUUACACCCAUAUAUCUCUAUACAUAAUAUUCUCACUUCCUUUGAUCACCAUUUGACAAAACUUUUUGUGGGUAUGACGAAUUCGGGUCGGAUUCGGGUCAAGAAAGACAAAGUUUAUAGCCCAGCAGCAGUGAAAAAGCAAAAUAAUAAAAGUAAUUAUAAUAAUAAUCAAGUAGUACAAGGGACUAAAAAAUAUCAAGAAAAAAAGAAACAAGUUAAUGUGAUGAGUAAUUUGGAUCACUUUAUGAAACAUACUACUCCACUUGUUACUGCCCAGCAUUUCCCUAAGACUAGCAUGAAGGGACGGAGGAAUCAUGCAAAUGACUACCACCCUUACUUUGUACUUGGUGAUCUUUGGGAAUCCUUUAAGGAGUGGAGUGCAUAUGGAGUCGGAGUUCCUUUAGUAAUGAAUGAACGAGACUCCGUUGUUCAGUACUAUGCACCAUCAUUAUCUGCCAUUCAACUAUAUGUUGAUCCAAAUGCACCUACCACAAGCUUUAGACGGCAUGGUGAUGAUAGUGACUAUGAGUCAUCAAGAGCAACUAGCAGUGAUAGCAGCUAUGAGGCAGGUGCAGGCAUUGUUCGUGGACCUCAACUCUCAAAAACUGUAAAUUCUGUUAACCAGAGCUUUAAUAAGCUCGCGCUUAGAGAUGAUUCUUGUGAGGGCGAGAUUAGAAACCCUCCAGGCCUUCUAGCAUUUGAGUAUUUUGAACGUGCAUCACCAUUUCAACGGGAACCCCUGGCAAGCAAGAUAGCUGAGCUUGAAUAUAAGUUUCCAGAACUGAGAACGUACAGAAGCUGUGAUUUGACUCAAUCAAGUUGGGUUUCUGUGGCUUGGUAUCCAAUAUACCGAAUACCCGUGGGUCCAUCUCUCCAAAACGUUGAUACAAGCUUCUUGACUUUCCAUUCUUUGUCAACACCAUUAAGAAGUACAAGUAAAGAUCAGAAUUCGGGGCAUGGCUCAACAGCUAGGAAGGUUCAUGAAGCCAGAUUGACAAGUCAGCUCUCUCUGCCAAUAUUUGGGCUCGCUGUCUAUAAGUUCAAGAAUUCUGACUGGAUGAAAGAGGGAGUUCUUAGCACUCAAAAAAUAAACUCACUUCUAAAAUCAACUGAUAAUUGGCUCCGGAAUUUGGGUGUACAUCACCCAGAUUACGCAUUCUUCAAAAGCCGCUAGCUUCCCCAACGGUGGUUCCUUUAAUCUGCUUUGAAACUUUUUGACUAAAGAAAAGGUGAAAUGAAACAGGCAAAUGGAUGGUAAUAUUUCUUGAAAUAUUGAUAUAAAUAGUUUUUUCUUUUGUUAAUGAUUCAUUAAUACGAUGAAUCUUUUGUACAUUGGGAAGCCUGGUUUCAUAGUUCUAUAGUUUUGUACAAACAUAGUAUGUGUAACUAAUGUUCUAUUUUCUGAAAUAGAAACUAACUUUCAGCGUAA
This is a messenger RNA of Erigeron canadensis, 1640 nucleotides long. RefSeq lists its product as uncharacterized. The record is from RefSeq and is a predicted model, not a curated record. The transcript has 6 exons. The coding region runs from base 285 to 1385 and encodes 366 amino acids. Lineage: Eukaryota; Viridiplantae; Streptophyta; Magnoliopsida; Asterales; Asteraceae.